CGGCGCAGUGAGAUCCACGUGGUUGAAAAGCAGUAUCUGAUUGAAAUGGAGGACACGGAGAGGCAUAGCGGAAUAUGCUAGAUUUUUACAUAGCUAGGUUCAUCAACGACGUUUUAUAAUCGUAUUUUGUCAAACUUAAACUGCCAGUAUGGGGAAGUCCAAGACCAAAAACCAGAAGAAGUCACGUUUGAGUGCGAACCAUGUGGCGGAAGAGGUGUUCGGUGCGGUCCCUCACUCCUUCGUGUUUCACCGUGGCCAAGUCGGCAAGAAUGUCGGUCAGCUAGUUGAGGACAUGCGGCGGGUCAUGGAGCCCUUCACUGCAGAAUCCCUUAAGGUGAGGAAGAAGAAUGUGCUGAAGGACUUUGUGGCUGUAGCAGGGCCACUGGGAGUGACACACUUCAUGAUCUUCACCAAGACUCCCAGUAGUGUCAACAUGAGGCUUGCUCGGCUGCCUAAAGGCCCUAUGCUCCAUUUCCGGGUGACCAAAUACUCCCUUAUUAAAGAUGUGGUCUCGUCACUGAAGAGGCACAGAAUGCAUGAACAGCAGUUCACACAUCAUGCACUGCUGGUCCUCAAUAACUUUGGCUCGGAGGGCAUGCAUGUCAAACUGAUGGCCACCAUGUUCCAAAACAUGUUCCCUUCCAUCAAUGUGCACAAGGUAGCCCUCAACGCCAUAAAGAGAUGUGUUUUGGUGAACUACGAUCCAGUGUCUCAAGAAAUUGAAUUUCGCCAUUACAGCCUGAAAGUAGUCCCUGUGGGCAUGAGUAGAGGAGUGAAGAAGCUGAUGCAGGAAAAGUUCCCCAACAUGAGCAAGUUUGAGGACAUCAGUGAGUUGCUGAUGAAGGGUGCUAAUCUUUCAGAAAGUGAAGCAGAGCAAGAUGGAGAUCACAACAUAACGGAACUGCCACAGAUCUACUCCGGGCGUGGUAACAUGGCGUCUCAACAGAGCGCUGUGAGACUGACUGAGAUUGGCCCACGCAUCACCAUGCAGCUGGUGAAGAUCGAGGAGGGAAUGGGAGAGGGGAACAUACUCUACCAUGCAGUCAUCGCCAAGACUGAGGAAGAGCUUCAGGAGAUCCUGGUCCGAAAAGAGGCGCAGAUGAAAGAAAAGCAGGAACGGAAGAAAAAACAAGAGCAGGAUGUUGCCCAAAAGAAAGCGUUACGGGAGGAGAACAAGAAAAGAAGCAUGGCAGGCAUCAAGAGGAAGCGCCAGGAGGAGGAAGAGCAUGACCCUGAAGUGGAGGAUCCUGGGAACCAGGAUAACAGGCCCCCGGUUGUUGAAUCUGACGACGAGGCAGAGUACUACAGACAGGCUGUAGGGGAGGAGCCAGAUGAAGAUAUGUUCCCUGCAGCCAAGAGGAGGCAAAGGCCUGAAAGGCCCUCGGGAGGACCCUUCAAGAAGAGGAAACCGUUCUCUGGUGACGACAGAAAAAACAAACAUGGUUCCAAGUCACCUCAUAGGUCUGGUCCAGGAGGGAAACCCAGAGACCGAAUGGAGGGUGACAGGGACAGGAAAGAGGGAAAGAAAUUUGGGGGUGGGGGCAAAUCUUUUGGAAGGAUGUCACCUGGGGGCAAGAGGUUUGCAGGAAAGAAAUUUGGGGAUGGGGGCAAACAAUUUGGAGGGAAGAAAUUUGGUGAUAGGGAUAAAAGAUUUGGAGGAAAGUCUGAGCCGGGAAAGAAAUUUGGAGGUGAUGGGGGUUCUAAGUUUAAGGGCAAACCUCGUCCUGGUGGUUUCAAGAAGGGCCCGGGAGGGGCGAAGGGGGGCUUCAAACAGAGGAAGGGGAAGAGAACUGUAGCCUUAUCUGUCAAUGAAGAUGAACAAAUACCACUUUUGGGAGCCAGUUUGCACAGCCUUUUCCCCUCCUAUUUUCUAAUCUCCCACAGAAAUCAAUACACAACCAACAUGAUGGAUCACAACUCUUCUUGUCAUGGUGACAAGUUCCAAGUGCAGUUAUUGCCUUCAGUGUACGGUGUUGAGUUCUGCGUGGCGUUGGUUGGUAACCUGUUUGCCCUGAGACUCCUGUCUACCAGGGAUAGGAACAGCUGGCACACUGGUGUGGUGCUGUCCUGUAACCUGGCCAUCAGUGACCUGCUCUAUGUCCUCACCCUGCCCCUGCUCAUAGUCUACUACAUGCAGGACAAGAACUGGCUGUUUGGGGUGGCGGUCUGUAAGAUAGAACGCUUCCUCUUCACCUGCAACCUGUAUGUUAGCAUCUACUUCAUCAUGUGUAUCAGUGUGAACCGCUAUGUGGCCAUUGUGUACCCCUUCUUCAGCCGGAACCAUGUGAACCCAGCCAAAGCCAAGGCUGCCAGUGUCGCCAUCUGGAUCUUUGUGACAGCCAUCUCCUCUCCUGUGUUGAAGUUUGCCUCCACAUGUCCAGAGAGAAGCAACAAAACCUGUUGUGUAUCCUAUUGCACCGACAGUGAUGCAGUUGCAUACACUCACUUGUUUUACAAAGUCUUUCUGUCUGUGGCUGGGUGUUUUAUUCCCUUCCUGGUCACAUUUGCAUCAUACUGUGCAGUGUUGAGGGUGGUGUGGAGGAAUGUGAAUAUCACCUCCCUGGAGAAACGGAAGGUGGCCCUGAUGGUGUUUGCAGUGGUUGUGCUGUAUGCCAUUUCCUUUGUGCCUUAUCACCUCCUCCAGAGCUACUAUUUCUACCAGAAGGUUCACAAACUUGGCUCGGUCUGCGACUGGGUGUACAAGGCCUACCAAGUGUCCAAGGGACUGGCUACACUGAACAUGUGCAUCCAUCCACUGCUAUACAUGGCUGUGUUUGAUAACAUCCGAGUCGCCUGCUGUGGAAGGAGCUCAGCUGAUAUGGUCAUGAAUUAAACGAUGCUCUCUCUGGUCCUUGGAAGCUUGCACUUAUGGUGUUUCUGAUAAGCAAGUGUUACACACAGUUGAUGACUUAUCUGUAAAUAACUGCAGCUAUAUGCACUUCCUUCCAAUGUUCUGAUGGUCAUGUUUCCUUUCAUAAAGUCUAAACUAU
Messenger RNA from Oncorhynchus tshawytscha (Chinook salmon), 2990 nucleotides. Its product is annotated as suppressor of SWI4 1 homolog. Bases 149 to 2833 code for a protein of 894 amino acids. The record is from RefSeq and is a predicted model, not a curated record. NCBI's taxonomy places the organism in Eukaryota, Metazoa, Chordata, Actinopteri, Salmoniformes, Salmonidae. The transcript is spliced from 14 exons. Gene Ontology annotation, biological process: rRNA processing; G protein-coupled receptor signaling pathway; ribosomal large subunit assembly. Gene Ontology annotation, molecular function: G protein-coupled receptor activity; rRNA binding. Gene Ontology annotation, cellular component: membrane; preribosome, large subunit precursor.